Neocloeon triangulifer is the source of this 491-nucleotide messenger RNA. Its product is annotated as dual specificity protein phosphatase 23-like. The record is from RefSeq and is a predicted model, not a curated record. Gene Ontology annotation, biological process: cilium assembly; dephosphorylation. Gene Ontology annotation, molecular function: protein tyrosine/serine/threonine phosphatase activity. The transcript is spliced from 3 exons. Lineage: Eukaryota; Metazoa; Arthropoda; Insecta; Ephemeroptera; Baetidae. The coding region runs from base 1 to 408 and encodes 135 amino acids.
AUGAUCACUGGUGCUCAAAACCAAGAGGGGGUGCGACACGUGGUGACCCUUUCGGAAGCGCCCUCGGACCUACGGCAAGACUUGGCCCGACUGUUGCAGUGGAGCGUGAUUGAAGUGGAUGAAUUCGAACCGCCGUCGCUCCAGCAAAUCCGGCAAUUCAUCUCCAUUUGCGAAAACGCAAGAAAAGUCAAUCAGGCGGUCGGCGUGCAUUGCCGGAUGGGUCGCGGCAGGACGGGCGUGAUGGCCGCGUGUUUCCUGACGCGUUUCUGCGACCUGGCGCCCUCCUCGGCCAUCUGCAACCUGCGACUGAUGCGACCUGGCUCGGUCGAGACCUUUGCCCAGGAGAGGGCCGUCCACAUGUACCACGACUUCCUCCGCACAUCCGACACGGAAUUAUCCUUCCAAUAAAAAUCUCGAAUCUUUUCACCGAAAUUAUGCAAAAGUUUCGUAAAAUCCUUCGUCUGCUGAUCCAGUGGCAAAGUGCAACUUUU